GGAGCGGACGGCCGGGAUCCCGUGGCGGGGCCAGCCAAGCCCCAUCCCCGAAGAGGAAGUGGAGGCCAGAGAGGGCGAGACCCGCCCCCAAGACCACGCAGCCUAUCACAGCCAGGACCAUGGGCUCCAUGUUCCGGAGUGAGGAGGUGGCACUGGUGCAGCUCUUCCUGCCCACCGCCGCGGCCUACACCUGCGUGAGCCAGCUGGGCGAGCUGGGCCUCAUGGAGUUCAGAGAUCUCAACGCCUCGGUGAGUGCCUUCCAGAGACGCUUUGUGGUGGAUGUUCGACGCUGUGAGGAGCUGGAGAAGACCUUCAGCUUCCUGCAGGAGGAGGUGCGGCGGGCGGGGCUGACCCUGCCCCCGCCCGAGGGACACCUACCGGCGCCCCCGCCCCGAGACCUGCUGCGCAUCCAGGAGGAGACAGAUCGCCUGGCCCAGGAGCUCCGGGAUGUGCGGGGCAACCAGCAGACCCUGCGCGUCCAGCUGCAGCAGCUGCGGCUCCACGCGGCCGUGCUGAGCCAGGGCCACGGCCCCCAGGUGGCAGCCGCCCAUGCAGAUGGGGUCUCAGAUAGGAUCCCCCUGCUCCAGGCCCCCGGGGGGCCACACCAGGACCUGAGGGUCAACUUCGUGGCAGGGGCCGUGGAGCCACACAAGGCGGCCGCCCUGGAGCGCCUGCUGUGGCGGGCCUGCCGGGGCUUCCUCAUCGCCAGUUUCAGGGAGACAGAGCAGCAGCUGGAGGACCCCGUGACGGGUGAGCCGGCCACGUGGAUGACCUUCCUCAUCUCCUACUGGGGAGAGCAGAUCGGGCAGAAGAUCCGCAAGAUCACCAGCUGCUUCCACUGCCACAUCUUCCCGUUCGCGGAGCAGGAGGCCCGGCUUGGCGCCCUGCAGCAGCUGCAGCAGCAGAGCCAGGAGCUGCAGGAGGUCCUGGGGGAGACGGAGCGCUUCCUGAGCCAGGUGCUGGGCCGGGUGCAGCGGCUGCUGCCGCCCUGGCAGGUGCAGGUCCGCAAGAUGAAGGCCGUGUACCUGGCGCUCAACCAGUGCAGCGUGAGCACCACGCACAAGUGCCUCAUCGCCGAGGGCUGGUGCGCCGCCCACGACCUGCCCACCCUGCAGAGGGCGCUGCAGGACAGCUCGAGCGAGGAGGGCGUGAGCGCCGUGGUCCACCGCAUCCCCUGCCGAGACAUGCCCCCCACGCUCAUCCGCACCAACCGCUUCACGGCCGGCUUCCAGGGCAUCGUGGACGCCUACGGCGUGGGCCGCUACCAGGAGGUGAACCCCGCGCCUUACACCAUCAUCACCUUCCCCUUCCUCUUCGCCGUCAUGUUCGGUGACGUGGGCCACGGGCUGCUCAUGUUCCUCUUCGCCCUCGCCAUGGUGAUCGCCGAGAACUGGCCGGCGGUGAAGACGGCACAGAAUGAGAUCUGGAGGACCUUCUUCGGGGGCCGCUAUCUGCUCCUGCUCAUGGGCCUGUUCUCCAUCUACACCGGCUUCAUCUACAAUGAGUGCUUCAGCCGCGCCACCGCCAUCUUCCCCUCGGGCUGGAGCGUGGCCACCAUGGCCAACCGGUCCGGCUGGAGCGAUGCCUUCCUGGCCCAGCACCCGCUGCUCACCCUCGACCCCAACAUCACUGGCGUCUUCCUGGGGCCCUACCCCUUUGGCAUCGACCCUAUCUGGAGCCUGGCGGUCAACCACCUGAGCUUUCUCAACUCCUUCAAGAUGAAGAUGUCCGUCAUUCUGGGGGUCACUCACAUGGCCUUCGGCGUGGUCCUGGGAGUCUUCAACCACGUGCACUUCGGCCAGUGGCACCGGCUGGCGCUGGAGACACUGCCGGAGCUGGUCUUCCUGCUGGGCCUGUUCGGCUACCUGGUCUUCCUGGUCUGCUUCAAGUGGCUACGGGUCUCGGCCGCCGGCGCUGCCUCCGCCCCCAGCAUCCUCAUCCACUUCAUCAACAUGUUCAUGUUCUCCCCCAGCCCCACCAACCCGGCCCUGUUCCACGGGCAGGAGGUGGUGCAGUCCACGCUGGUGGGCCUGGCCUUGGCCACGGUGCCCGUCCUGCUGCUCGGCACGCCCCUGUUCCUGCGCUGGCAGCACCACCGCCGCCAUUCCAGGAGGCCCGCGGGCCGGCAGGACAAGGACAGGGCCGUGCUGCUGGACGCUUCGGGCUCUGACGAGGAGAAGGGGGAGGCCCCGGAGGCCCCAGAGGAGGCUGAGCUUGUCCUGUCAGAGGUCUUCAUGCACCAGGCCAUCCACACCAUCGAGUUCUGCCUGGGCUGCAUCUCCAACACGGCCUCCUACCUGCGCCUCUGGGCCCUGAGCCUGGCCCACGCCCAGCUGUCAGAGGUGCUGUGGGCCAUGGUGAUGCGCGUGGGCCUGGGCAUGGGCCGCAGGAUGGGCGUGGCAGCCGUGGUGCUCGUGCCGGUCUUCGCUGCCUUUGCCAUCCUGACCGUGGCCAUCCUGCUGGUGAUGGAGGGGCUCUCCGCCUUCCUGCACGCGCUGCGGCUGCACUGGGUGGAGUUCCAGAACAAGUUCUACUCGGGCACCGGCUACAAGCUGACGCCCUUCACCUUCGCCGUGGAAGAGUAGCAGCCCGCCAGGGCCCUGCCCGUGACCCCUGCCCUGGCUGGUGGGGAGGAGAGGAAUAAAGAGGAGACGCCGGGAACUGUGUCUGGCUCUCGUCUGAAAGACCCGGGGGCUGGGCCGUCCUGCCCACCAGCCUCUCGAGCCAGCCUCUGGGCCCUUGGCCCUCACAUCCCCUUUUGUAGCUGAAGUGGGUGGGGGACACUGGGGCAGGAGGCCCUGGUGCAGGAUCUGGGCCUCGAGAAGUUGGGGAGAAGACUCAUGAGCACACCUGCCAUAAUCCCACUUGGGGGACACGGGGGCAUGGUGGGACCAAGAAGGGGUGAUUCUGACACAUGUUGGCUGCGAAUGUAUAUUCCAGGCUGGGGUGUGAGUACCCCAUCCUUUGGGUGUGCAAACUGGUGGAGAAUGUUUGGGGGGCAUCAGCACGAGUUGGCCCGCAGCCCUGCACCCACGCCUGCACCACCCUGCAGGGAAGAGCAGAGGCUGGCCAGCACCCCCAGGGCCAGGGAUAGGGCUGGCAGGCUCCAGGCCCUGGCUCCUUAUCUCGGGAAGCAUCUGCCCCCCACUCCCCCCUCACCCCGCCCAGACUGUCCUUCAGUGGGUGCAGCUGCCUCUGGCUGGGCCCCUAUAGGCUGGAGGCAGCCACCGCCGCAGCUGAGACCUCCCUUUCUCCCACAAGGAGCCGCAAAGUGGCUCUUCCCGCCAGAGGCCCCGAGGACAGCUGCCUGGGCACGGGGAGUGGGUGGCCGGGCCCCACCGCUGUGGCUCAUUUGCCCAGCCGCUGAGAGACGCCCCUUGGGUCCUGCACAGGCAAUGCCGCCCUCCUGGCAGGCCUGGCUCUAGGCAAAUGUCACCUGGGGCCUGGCUGGGCCCAAGGCAAGCGGUGCCGGAGUCAGGAGGGCUGCAGGCCUCGGGGCUGAGACAGGCCUUCCUGGGAAGCAGCGCUGGACGGAAGACCCGAGGAUGGGGCAGUGGGUAGGGACAGAGGGACCUGAGCUGAGGCUCAGAGCUGUAGUGUGUCUGGGGGGGUCUCCU
Molecule: messenger RNA, 3617 nt
Organism: Talpa occidentalis (Iberian mole)
Lineage: Eukaryota; Metazoa; Chordata; Mammalia; Eulipotyphla; Talpidae
Gene: TCIRG1
Product: T cell immune regulator 1, ATPase H+ transporting V0 subunit a3
Exons: 21
Coding region: 120-2585 (821 amino acids)
Biological process (GO): proton transmembrane transport; vacuolar acidification
Cellular component (GO): plasma membrane; vacuolar proton-transporting V-type ATPase, V0 domain; vacuolar proton-transporting V-type ATPase complex
Molecular function (GO): ATPase binding; proton-transporting ATPase activity, rotational mechanism
Source: RefSeq, a predicted model, not a curated record